Messenger RNA from Lathyrus oleraceus (garden pea), 933 nucleotides. RefSeq names its product rRNA-processing protein fcf2. NCBI's taxonomy places the organism in Eukaryota, Viridiplantae, Streptophyta, Magnoliopsida, Fabales, Fabaceae. Bases 172 to 774 code for a protein of 200 amino acids. Gene Ontology annotation, biological process: RNA processing. Gene Ontology annotation, molecular function: RNA binding. The transcript has 6 exons. Gene Ontology annotation, cellular component: nucleolus. The record is from RefSeq and is a predicted model, not a curated record.
ACAUAUUACAUAUGUUUUUAUUUUAUUUUUAUUUUUAACACAGUCUCCGACAUAACUCUUCAAUUUCAUCUUCAAGCCAUUUCUCAAGCAGUUCUCUAAGUCUUCGUUCGAUUUGGUUCUUCAACCCGUUCUCUCUCUUUCCUUCUCAAGCCAUUCUCGAUUUUUCAAGGAAUGCCGGAGAAAAAGCCAGUGAUCGGUCUCUCGUGGCAACCACAGUUACCUUUUCCAUCUCUGUCAAAGGCUACAAAUGAUCCAUCUCAUGCCCAACUUCAAGCCAAGGCACCAAGUAGCACUAUUUGGAAACCAAAUUCAGAGUUGGUUAAUGGGCUAUUCGUUCCUCCUAAUGAUCCCAAAAAAUUAAAUAAGUUAUUGAGACAGCAAGUUAAGGAUACUGCUGGAAAACAAUGGUUUGACAUGCCUGCUCAAACCAUGACCCCUGAGCUGCAGAGAGAUCUGAAGUUACUAAAGUUGAGGGAUGCCUUUGAUCCAAAACGGCACUACAAGAAGGGUGAUUCAAAGUCAAAGACUCUUCCAAAGUACUUUCAGGUCGGAACAAUUGUAGGCUCCCCGCUGGACUUCUUCUCAGGCAGAUUAACAAAGAAAGAGAGGAAAGAAACGCUUGCAGACGAGUUGCUUGCUGAUCAAAACCAGUCAGCUUACAGGAAGCGAAAGGUUCGAGAAAUCGAAGAGCAGAGGCAACCAGCUGGGAAUGAAAAGUGGAAGAUCAAUGGUCAAAGUUCGCGGAAACGUGCAAAAGAAAGGAGGAAGUUCUGAAUUUUACACACCGUUGGAGUUUUGCAUUCAGUUUUGUUCACAUGUCAGGAAAUUAUUGCAAUAGAACAGUUUAUAAUUAUGGAAAUUCAUGUUUGUAAUUUCUUUCAACUAGCAUUUGUGUUAUACUGGUCACUAUUAUGAAGAAAGGUUUUCUUUUUA